AUGCCUGGAGUCCGGGACCUUCUACGGAAUUCCUCCUCUCGUUCUACAAGUUAUCAGAAGGCCGUUGAAAUGGCAUCAAUUCCAAUCAUUGUCAAGCACUCUGGCAAGCGCCACGAAGUCGACCUCGAUCCCUCUGCGAACGGCGAAACCCUCAAGUACCAACUAUUCUCCCUCACUGGCGUCGAGCCAGACCGUCAAAAAUUUCUCAUCAAGGGCGGCCAGCUCAAAGAUGACACACCCUUGUCUUCCCUCAAGGCAAAGCCCGGCCAGACCUUCAUGAUGAUGGGCACCCCCUCCGAAGGGCAGGGAGCAAUCUCCCGCCCCAAGGAGGAGGUAAAAUUUAUGGAGGACAUGACCGAGGCAGAGAUAGCACAACAAGAUGGUGCCAUCCCUGCUGGUCUGCAGAAUCUGGGUAACACUUGCUAUUUGAACUCGACUCUACAGACACUGCAUGCUCUGCCGGAGCUGAAGGAGGAACUGAAGAAGUACAAAGCAAGCAAUGCGCCCGGUCAGAGCCUGUCAAACCUCAGCAGCCUGGGACUUGGUGGCCUCGAAAAUUCUGGGGAUCUUGCGGCUUCCCUUCGCGACCUCUUCAAGCAGAUGUCGGAGACCCAAGAGGGAAUCCCUCCAUUUGUGUUUCUCAAUGCGCUGCGCAACGUCUAUCCUCAGUUUGCCCAGCAAGACCGCAGCACCCAUGCAUAUGUCCAGCAAGAUGCAGAGGAGGCUUGGUCUCAAAUCGUUAACCAGUUGCGAGUCAAGCUAACACUCGCAGGUGGCAACGAUGGACCUGCCGGUCGGACUUCGUUUGUUGACAAGUAUAUGGCCGGUCAAUUCUCUUCUACUACUGAAUGUGAUGAUCCUGGGGCGAAAGAGGCUGGUGAGGAACCUACCAAAUCUUCUGAUGUUUUCUUCAAAUUGGAUUGCCACAUUGGCAAGGAAACCAACCACCUCAGUGACGGUAUUAUGGCCGGCCUUCAGGAGCAAAUCGAAAAGUAUUCUCCUACACUUGAUCGCAACGCCUUGUACACCAAAACUUCUCGCAUCUCUCGAUUGCCCAAGUAUUUGACUGUUCACUUUGUUCGCUUUUUCUGGAAGCGUGAGACUCAGAAAAAAGCCAAGAUCAUGCGCAAGGUUACCUUCCCCGCCGAAUUGGACGUUGUUGAUUUCUGUACCGAAGACCUUAAGAAGCAGCUCAUUCCAGUGCGAGACAAGGUUCGAGAGAUUCGAAAAGAUGAGAUUGAUGCCGACCGCGCCCGCAAGCGCCAAAAGAGUUGUCUCACAGGAGCCCAUGCUAAAGAAAAGGCGGCUGAGGAGGAGAAGGAGAAGAAGGGCGACAAGGAUGGGGACACCGCAAUGCAAGAAUCAUACAAGACCGAUGCGGAGUACGAGGCCGAAAAGACUGCCGCCAUCCGUGCUGCCAAGGAGGAACUGUAUGAACUCCUGAAACAGAAUGGCUCUGGUGCCGACAACGGGACUAAUCAGUCGGGCCUUUACGAGCUUCGCGGUGUCAUCACACACCAGGGAGCUAGUGCCGACAGCGGCCAUUACACCGCAUACGUCAAGAAAAAGAGUCUGAAGCCCGAAGAUGCUCGAGCUGGCGAUAAGCGUCGUGACGAUGACGACAAGUGGUGGUGGUUCAACGACGACAAGGUUUCCGAGGUCGAGGCCGAGAAGAUCGAAACUCUGUCUGGUGGCGGCGAGUCUCAUUCCGCUUUGAUUCUCUUGUACGGGGCCAUUGACUUGCCCCAGCUGGAUUAA
Molecule: messenger RNA, 1758 nt
Organism: Penicillium chermesinum
Lineage: Eukaryota; Fungi; Ascomycota; Eurotiomycetes; Eurotiales; Aspergillaceae
Product: ubiquitin-specific protease UBP6
Exons: 4
Coding region: 1-1758 (585 amino acids)
Biological process (GO): proteasome-mediated ubiquitin-dependent protein catabolic process; protein deubiquitination; regulation of proteasomal protein catabolic process
Molecular function (GO): protein binding; proteasome binding; cysteine-type deubiquitinase activity
Source: RefSeq, a predicted model, not a curated record